Messenger RNA from Echinococcus granulosus, 534 nucleotides. RefSeq names its product Glycosyltransferase 1 domain-containing protein. The coding region runs from base 1 to 534 and encodes 177 amino acids. Gene Ontology annotation, molecular function: glycosyltransferase activity. The transcript has 6 exons. The record is from RefSeq and is a predicted model, not a curated record. NCBI's taxonomy places the organism in Eukaryota, Metazoa, Platyhelminthes, Cestoda, Cyclophyllidea, Taeniidae.
AUGUCAGAAGCUAUCAGCAGGACUGUCCUCGUCAACAGACCCGAGGCAGUAGACAAUCGAAAUAUGAUUUCCAUGAUAGAAUCUCAACUCCACACUAAAUUGGACAGCUUUUUCCUCUUCGUGGGCCGACUGAGACCCAUAAAAGAUCCAAAAUACAUUCUCCAGCCAUUUCUUGAACUCGCACGAGAUAGGUCGACGCGCCACCUUCAACUCCUAUAUGUCGGCUCAGUUGAAGAAGAUUGUGAUGAAAUUCAGUCUUUCCUAUCGGAGGUCGACAAACACGAGUCCAUUCACUGGAUGGCGUCAAUUCCACAACCACAGGUGCACGCCUUGAUGACCGCUGCUAUAUGCCUGAUCAACUCUUCCCUGAGUGAGGGUCAACCUCUGAGUAUCAUGGAGGCCAUGACGCUUGGAUGUCCAGUAGUAGCUCGCAACAUUUCUGCCAACAAGGACCUCAUCGACCACGGUGAGACAGGACUGAUUUUUGAUUCACCUUACGUGAGUUUCAUCAAUCAUUUGCUGGACUCUACUUAA